UGGCAGCAGUUAUUGGUGGUGGUUGCAUCCACACAAAACUUUUAACGUUCCAUUUUGCCGCUUUGGAAUGUUAGAUGCGGUGAACUCUUGUAUUUACGGUCGUAGCAGUAGAAGCAGCAAAAGUUCGAGUAUUACAAGUCGUUUGAAAACAACAACAACAAUAACAGCAGCAGCACCAGCACAUUCAGAACAAGGACAUUCAACAAUAACAGAUUUAUUCGAUUAUGGCGAAUUUAAAUUUCCAACAACCCCCAAGAAGCAUAGCAAAUGCAUCUCUAACGGGCAGAACUACAGGCGGAUUUGGUGGUAGUUCAUUAUCCGGUCAUGUAACACCCACGUCUGGCAUGUUUCCAAGUGGAGCAAAUUAUGGACAAACGCAACCUCAAUUAUCACCGAAUCGUAAUGCUCAGCUAUCGGUUGGUGGUCCUGCGUUAAGUAGUGGUAAUCGUGCAAAUGUAUUUAACCAGCGUCCAUAUGUGGAAAGACGAAUGCAAGGCCUGGGAGCUGGACCUAUGUCGAGCAUGGGUAAUUUCAUGCAAACAGGCCGAGGAGGUUACGGUAAUAGUGGUAAUGCCGCUGGUGGCCCUCUAAAUAAUUUCCAUAAUGUGUUUGGUGGCAGUGGGGACACAACAACGCCGGCCCUGCUCGAUCCAUCCGAAUUUCCAUCACUGACAAAUGUCCGCGGCCAGAACGAUCAAUCACUGCCUCAGACGAAUCCCCUCCAGCCGCCGGGAAGCAAACCUUAUGGUAAUUUCUUUACCUCUUUUGGCAUGGUGAAACAACCAACGUCAGAACAAUCCGAGUUCACGAUGUCCAAUGAAGACUUCCCUGCGUUACCGGGCACACACAAUUCCGAUGGUACAACGAAUGCGGGAAGCAUUGGCGGACUAACAGAUAGUAAUAAUUUGGAUGGUACGGAUAAGACGAUGAAUUCGAUUGUAUCCAAUAGUGGGUUGGGCGCUGUCGGUAGCGGUGCGGUAGGCUCGGGCAGUGGUGGUGGCUCAACAACAGCAGGGUCAGGAGGAGCUGGCGGUAAUAGUGCGGGUGGUUCAGGAGGAGCGGCGGGAGUUGUUGGUGGUAGCUCCGGCGGUGCGCCCGGCAGCACAUCAGCAGCGAGCAGUGUCGGUGGUGGAGGUGUUGGUGGAAGUGGUGGCGUAAUUGGCAGUGGUAUUGGUGGUAUCGUUAAUAACUCUGGUGUGAGUAGUGUACAGCCCAGUGGUAGUAGUGGUGGUGGUGGAGGCAGCAAUGCAUCAGCUGGUCUUAGUGGUAUGGGUAAUAGUGGUAGCAUUGAACAACAACAUCAGCAGCAACAACAACAGCAGCAACAACAGCAGCAGCAACAACAACAGCAGCAGCAACAACAUCCGAACGAUAAUUCCAGCGAAAAUAAAUUGGUGAAAACCGGCGUGCAAACAUCUCCUGAUGGUAAAGUCACAAAUAUACCAGCGAGUAUGGUGAAUAAUCAAUUCGGAAUGGUUGGCCUACUGACAUUUAUGCGUGCCGCAGAAUCCGAUCCAAAUUUGGUGACAUUAGCCUCAGGCAUUGAUUUGACAGGGUUAGGUUUAAAUCUAAAUUCCCAAGAAAGUUUGCAUCCAACAUUCGCUGGACCGUUUGCGGAUCAUCCCUGCAGAGCACAAGAUGUUGAAUAUAAUGUGCCACCCGAAUAUCUGAUUAAUUUUGCGAUAAGAGAUAAACUUUCCUCGCCUCUAUUAAAGAAACUCCAAGAAGAUCUGCUGUUUUUCCUCUUCUACACAAAUAUCGGCGAUAUCAUGCAACUUAUGGCUGCCGCAGAAUUACAUAGUCGUGAGUGGAGAUAUCACAUAGAGGAGAAAAUCUGGAUAACUCGAAUUCCUGGCCUCAACCAAUAUGAGAAAAAUGGUACAAAAGAACGUGGCACCUUUUACUACUUCGAUGCGCAGAGUUGGAAACGUUUGUCCAAAGUUUUCCAAAUCGAUCCCGAGAAAUUAGAUAAAUGCCCCAAUUUAAGUGCGUUUAUGAACAUAAAUGGACAGUCUGUAUAAUAUUAAUAAAAAAACAAAAAAAUCUUAAAAACACGAAAAAAUCUUUACAAAGUUAUUUAAAAAACAAAA
Molecule: messenger RNA, 2090 nt
Organism: Musca vetustissima
Lineage: Eukaryota; Metazoa; Arthropoda; Insecta; Diptera; Muscidae
Gene: Rga
Product: regulator of gene activity
Exons: 8
Coding region: 225-2021 (598 amino acids)
Biological process (GO): regulation of DNA-templated transcription; regulation of stem cell population maintenance; nuclear-transcribed mRNA poly(A) tail shortening
Cellular component (GO): CCR4-NOT core complex; P-body
Source: RefSeq, a predicted model, not a curated record